This is a messenger RNA of Naegleria lovaniensis, 1425 nucleotides long. RefSeq lists its product as uncharacterized. Gene Ontology annotation, molecular function: transmembrane transporter activity. Gene Ontology annotation, cellular component: membrane. The record is from RefSeq and is a predicted model, not a curated record. The coding region runs from base 1 to 1425 and encodes 474 amino acids. The transcript is spliced from 3 exons. Lineage: Eukaryota; Heterolobosea; Eutetramitea; Acrasida; Naegleriidae.
AUGGCUUCAACACCCAGCUCCGAACAUGGCCUUGUGAAUCUCAAACAAGGCCAGCAUGUUUCUUCUUCAACAACAACUGAAAUCAUGGAAGAACAUCAUCAUCCACAGAUUAUCGGAGUAAAGGAUGAUGAAGCUCUCAAAGUCCAUCACUUGGACGACGAGACAGCAUUCAUAAAAAAUCAUAAUGAUGAUUAUGAUGAACAACAUAAUUUUAAAACAAUCAUGGAUGAACACUCAAUACAGGCACAUGACGAAUCGCCGAUUACUUCAAACUCUAAUGAGAAGGGAAUGUUGGAAAAAUUGAAAAAGGGAGCUACUUGGUUCUUUUCAUCUCAGCUCUAUGCUAACUUGUUAAUGGUUGGAACUUUAUUCACUUUUGGAGGCUUUUGCGUACUAGCACCUAACCCAAUUAGUCGUUUUCAGCCUCCAAUAUUUGCAUUUGUACGAACUUCACUGAUCACAGUAGUACUGUUUUUCCUCUCAAUAUUUAUUGACAGAAAUUAUUCGUUUAGGUCUGAAAGGGCUCUUGCAAGAUACAAAAAUCCAAUUCUUCGAUACAUCAAAAUGAAAACGCCCACUUUUAAAAUGUUUAAGAAAUUAUGUAUUUGUGGCUCCAUGAAUACGAUCAAUAUGGUUUUUUUCGUCAUUGGUUUAAAUAUGACGUCAGCCACAAUUGCUGGACUGCUACAGCCAUUGAUUGCAGAGGUCUGUAUCUUCUCCAUCUUGCUAAAACGAGAGGCAAAAGGAAUUAUCAAAAUUUUGGGAGUGUUGAUUUCAUGUUUUGGAGCAAUAUCCAUGCUUGGAAUUUCUGCUCUUUUAGACGGAGAGGAAAUUGCUGAAGCCACAGAUCCUGAAGAAACUCCACAAAAAUCCAUUUUACAAACCUUUUCACUCACCAUUGGAAUGAUCUUGAUUGUGUUGAAUACUUUGGCCUAUUCUGUCUAUUUAAUUUUAUUGAAAAACUUGACCAAAAAAGUGCCACCUGUGACAUUGAGCAUGUGGACAUUCUUGGGUGGACUUUUAAUUCCAUUCAUUGUUGCUUGCUAUUACUAUCCUUCUUUUCAGUUUCGAAAAUUGGAUGCAAAUUCAUUUAUUGGUCUUGCCUAUGCAGUGUUCAUUCACGGUACAUUGAGCUUUGUGAUGAAUUCAAAGGCAUCAAGUCUCACCUCUCCAACGGUAAUAGGAAUCUACAACACUGUUUCACCCAUAGUGACUACCUUCAUGACAGUGACAAUAUCAGGAGAAACUGUUUCACCUUGGAUUAUUCCAGGAGCCAUUGGAAUUCUUGUUGGACUUGCUUUUGUUAUUUUCUCCAAAUGGAGAGAGGAAAGGCAACGUCAGAAAGACGAACAAGAUCUUAAGGCUCGUGAGAAGCAACAAGUUGAAGAUAGCCAAGAAUUGCAAGAAUUCGAUGAGCAAGCAUAA